AUUAGACUAAUGGAAACGAAGCCAGCUCAUUAGCAAUGUAAAAGGAAGCGAGUCAUGUGAAUUCUCUGAACAUAUUAUUGAGUUUAGGCUUUUUUUCCUAGAAAAGAAAAAAGAAAAUCUAAACGCAAUAAUUGUUCAGAGCAUUCACAUGACCCUGCUGCCUUUUGCACCUACCAUAGCUCAGCAAUCGACACAUACAGCCCUCAAGAUUCCCGUCAGCCAAAUUUGCAGGAGAUGAGUUUGACUUUGCUUCGCAACUUCUCGCUUAUGAGAGACGGUGUCCCAGAUUUGUGGCUGAUGAGUCUGGCUUUUGCUUCGCAGCAGAGCAUUCAAGAGAGAGAGAGAGAGAGAGAGAGAGAUUGCAGUCGACGCCUAUUGCUGUAUUAGGUGCCAGACUCUUCUUCAACUUUCAAAAUAUAAUGUACUGAAAUAAUAUCCUCAAAUUAUUUCACUGGCCUUUUUCCAUCAAAAGGAUUCUAGCUAUAUGCAUUACUGCACUUGCAUGAGGCAGAAAGGGUAUCCAGCAGAGUUGUGAAUUAGUUUCCUCUCGAGAAUAUGGGCAAGUCACCUCCGACGGUGUUUUACAUCACGAUCUGCUGUAUUGCUUUCAUCAUAUCGAAGAUAAUCAUCUCCCUGCUCUGCUACAAAAGAUGGGUAAGAAAGCGGAGGAUAAUUGAAGAUAGUUUGACAGGUGGAAAGAUGGUAAUGUUUCGAUCACCAACAACUCAAGCUCUCAGCACAAAAGCUUUUAUGAAGAAGACAAUGAAGCUAACUAACAAAGACAUCAUUGGCUCCGGAGGAUACGGCACAGUCUAUAAAUUAGUUGUAGAUGAAACCACUGCCUUCGCUGUGAAGAGGCUAAACAAGGGGAAUGACAAUAAGGAACUUGGGUUUGAGAGAGAGCUCAAUGCCAUGGGAGACAUAAAGCACAGGAACAUCGUUACUCUUCAUGGAUACUAUAUUGCACCGCAAUUCAAUCUUCUUAUAUACGAGCUGAUGCCGAAUGGAGGUUUAGAUUCAUUUCUUCAUGGGAAAUCAGCUGAAAAAAGUCCUCUAGAUUGGCCUUCCAGGUACAGGAUUGCACUGGGAGCUGCUCGGGGUUUAUCAUACCUUCAUCAUGAUUGUAUUCCUCACAUAAUCCACCGGGAUAUAAAAUCAAGCAAUAUACUGCUGGAUCUGAACAUGGAUGCGAGGGUGUCUGAUUUUGGAUUGGCAACGAUGAUGGAACCAGAUCAGACUCACGUUUCAACCAUGGUUGCUGGAACUUUUGGUUAUUUACCUCCAGAAUAUUUCGACACAGGUAGAGCAACAACAAAAGGAGAUGUUUACAGCUUCGGCGUUGUCUUGCUUGAACUUCUUACGGGGAAAAGACCAACAGAUGAAUCAUUUCUUGAGGAAGGCUCGAGGCUUGUUUCUUGGGUUAAGGGAGUAAUGGAAGAUCAGAGAGAGGAGCAUGCCAUAGAUAGUGUAUUAGUAAGCUUUCCAGCUGAAGAAGUCAAGGAAGUAUUCUCGAUUGCAGACAAAUGUCUAAAUCCAGAUCCCUCAAAGAGGCCAACCAUGUUCGAAGUUCUUAAAAUGCUAGAGCAAAUAAAAUCAGAAAAAUCUGAUAAUUUUAUUUGAUUUGUUACUUUUCGCAAUGAUUUUUUAUCAUGGAAUGAGGAAAAACUUCUGCCAAGGAUGGUUUGAACCUUCAAGGCUUCACUUUCAUCUUAAUCACAGGGUGGGCUCAAUGAACCAUAUAAUAAAACCAGCUCUGUUCAACAUCACGACAAGAUCUGUGAGGAAAAGAGCUUCUCGAAAGAUGGAAGUCUCUGCAUGGUACUUAUAUGGGGAAAAUUGACGGAAGCAGUGAACAACAUAAUUAACCAGGUUAUUUCGGCAAAUUGGACUAAAAUAUUUUUAUUAUCAAUCAAGCUCUGAGGAUCAAAUUUUUUUAGCAAAAUUUGAACAAGACCAAGACCAGUGAACAGAAAGAAUCCCAUUCCAUGGUAUGUAUCGCCAUAUAGACAGAAUGAAAGAAUGCAUUGAUAUGUGCCAUAUGUCCAUAACUUAACAUUCAGUCCAAGGUGAAUAAGAAAUGACUCUGAAGAGAAUCACAAAUGUGCUCGUCUUUGUGCCACAUCCUUAUUCUGUGCACUCUACAUGAACUAGGAUUUUCAUCUCCAUGCUUCAAGCAGAUUAUCUCGUCCUUGAAUAUUGUUUGUGCGCUUCUUUAGCAUGAGUGUGCCAAUGAGCUACAAGGUCUGCUCGCAAUUAUUUUCUUAAAUAUUAAUUUUCUAUUUUUUAAUUGCUUUGAAGUGUCCAAUUCACUACCCCAUUGCUUUCGGUGUGCGCGCAAGGGGCAAAGCUUUGGGUGCUAGCUUCUUGAUGACGCAAACCGAGAAGAGACUGCUAUGGUAUAUGAGCGUAAGAAAUAAUUUGGUGUAAAUUGCCAUGUAACAAUCCCUUAAAUUUCUCACAUCAGGUAACUGAAAAAGGAGAGAACAUAUUGGUAUUGUCUGUCACAGCCAAAAUAUAUUUAAAGCAACUAUUUCGCACAAGACGAAAUAACUGUGGUUGCGCAGAAUCAAGUUUUUUCAAAUCGACCUGUUCGUUGAACAUUUUAAGUACGGAAAAAUUGCAUUAUAAAUGUUCUAUUAAGGUCUUUUGGAUUAAGUUUGCAAGAAGCUGAGUUGAAUAUAUAGUCAGUGAAGAUUCACAAG
Phalaenopsis equestris is the source of this 2702-nucleotide messenger RNA. Its product is annotated as receptor-like serine/threonine-protein kinase At1g78530. Lineage: Eukaryota; Viridiplantae; Streptophyta; Magnoliopsida; Asparagales; Orchidaceae. Gene Ontology annotation, molecular function: protein kinase activity; ATP binding. Gene Ontology annotation, biological process: protein phosphorylation. The coding region runs from base 556 to 1620 and encodes 354 amino acids. The record is from RefSeq and is a predicted model, not a curated record. The transcript has 6 exons.